AUGUCUACUUCUCUUGAACAGCUCAAAGCCACUGGCACUGUUGUGGUUUGCGACUCUGGUGACUUUGCCACGAUCGGCAAGUACAAGCCUCAGGAUGCCACCACCAACCCUUCCUUGAUCCUCGCGGCCUCCAAGAAGCCCGAGUAUGCUGCACUUAUUGAUACUGCCGUUGCGUACGGCAAGAAACAGGGCACCACUGUCGAUGAGCAGGUCGACGCCACCCUUGACCGUCUCCUGGUUGAGUUCGGCAAGGAAAUCCUCAAGAUCAUCCCUGGCAAGGUUUCUACCGAAGUCGAUGCCCGCUUCUCUUUCGACACUCAGGCCUCCGUUAACAAGGCCCUCCGCAUCAUUAAGUUGUACGAGGAGAACGGUAUCUCCAAGGACCGCAUUCUGAUCAAGAUUGCCUCCACCUGGGAGGGUAUUAAGGCUGCUGAGAUCCUCCAGAGCCAGCACGGAAUCAACUGCAACCUUACCCUCAUGUUCUCGACUGUCCAAGCCAUCGCUGCCGCCGAGGCCGGUGCCUUCCUUAUCUCCCCCUUCGUUGGCCGUAUACUUGACUGGUACAAGGCCGCCCAUAAGAGGGACUACACUGCGCAGGAGGACCCCGGUGUCAAGUCUGUGGAGAGCAUCUUCAACUACUAUAAGAAGCAUGGCUACAAGACCAUUGUCAUGGGUGCCUCCUUCCGUAACACUGGUGAAAUCACCGAAUUGGCUGGCUGCGAUUACCUGACAAUCUCGCCCAACCUCCUGGAGGAACUAUUCAACUCGACCGCCGCCGUGCCUAAGAAGCUUGACGCCGCCAGUGCUGCUGCCCAGGACCUCCCUAAGCGCAGCUUCAUCAAUGACGAGGCCUUGUUCCGUUUCGAGUUUAACGAGGAGGCGAUGGCCGUGGAGAAGCUGCGGGAGGGUAUCUCCAAGUUUGCGGCCGAUGCCGUGACUCUCAAGGACCUCUUGAAGCAGAAGAUCCAGGCGUAA
Aspergillus tanneri is the source of this 975-nucleotide messenger RNA. It is a transcript of the gene TAL1, whose product is annotated as sedoheptulose-7-phosphate:D-glyceraldehyde-3-phosphate transaldolase TAL1. Gene Ontology annotation, biological process: carbohydrate metabolic process; pentose-phosphate shunt, non-oxidative branch; pentose-phosphate shunt. The record is from RefSeq and is a predicted model, not a curated record. NCBI's taxonomy places the organism in Eukaryota, Fungi, Ascomycota, Eurotiomycetes, Eurotiales, Aspergillaceae. Bases 1 to 975 code for a protein of 324 amino acids. Gene Ontology annotation, cellular component: intracellular anatomical structure; cytoplasm. Gene Ontology annotation, molecular function: transaldolase activity. The transcript is spliced from 7 exons.